This is a messenger RNA of Babesia sp. Xinjiang, 1200 nucleotides long. RefSeq names its product Ribosome maturation protein SBDS (gene sbds). The transcript is spliced from 2 exons. Gene Ontology annotation, biological process: cytosolic ribosome assembly; ribosome biogenesis. NCBI's taxonomy places the organism in Eukaryota, Apicomplexa, Aconoidasida, Piroplasmida, Babesiidae. The record is from RefSeq and is a predicted model, not a curated record. The coding region runs from base 1 to 1200 and encodes 399 amino acids.
AUGUGUGGCCUAUUUCAACCUAUCGGACAGGUCAGACUGACCAACGUCGCCACUGUGCGACUGAAGAUAGGAGGUAGCAGAUUCGAAAUUGCUUGCUAUAAAAACAAGGUACUCAACUGGAGAUCCGGUGUCGAAACUGACAUACAGGAGGUACUACAGAGCCCAUGUAUAUUCACCAGUAUAACCAAAGGGAAACUCGCGAAAACUGACGAACUUUUGGAAGUAUUUGGGACAAAGGAAAUAGAUACAAUAUGCAAGCAAAUACUCGAUAAGGGGGAAAUGCAAGUCAGCAAGGAGGAAAGAAAACAGAUGCUACAAGCAAUGUUUAAGGAUGUAGUCACGAUACUUAGUGAAGUAUCAAUCAACCCCAAAACAGGACAUCCAUUAACGAGCAGCCUUAUCGAGAAUACUCUAAAGGCCAGUGCUUUCAGUGUUACCUUAAAAGAACCCGCAAAAAAACAGGCGCUCAAGGCACUUGCUCAUCUACAACAACUAUACCCAAACGAAAUCGCACGCUCACAAAUGAGACUCAAAAUAACAUGUGCAAACGGACAAAGAGAUGAUGUUCUACAGUUCUUGCGUGAAAACAACGCAUAUAUAGAAAAUAUUGAUCACUCACAAGGCAAAAACCACGCAGACAAACAGGACACUGCAACAGACCACGAAUCUACAACCACUCCAGAAAGAGAUAUGGCAAGAAAGGCUAGAGGACAGAAACAAGAAGCAGUUGUAAAUAUAAGGUUCCUUUGUUGCACAAAGCUUUAUCGUGCUAUCGAAGAUUUUGUAUCGCACUCAUUGCAACCACCAGGCUCACUACAACUAGUGGCACUCAAUGUUAAAGACGCAGGGAACAGAGGACUGGCACCUUUAGAGGAUAACGAGAGUACUGCAGUGCAAGAAGUUGGUGGUUACACCCCAAAAUCAGACACUAGUGAGAUAGACACUUCGAUGAAGCAACUGACCCUAAACACAGCUGCAACUACGGUAACAACACCAAACAAUCAAAAUGACAAGAAAAAGGUUUUCAAGUGCACCAACUGUGUUUUGGAAUUCUAUGCAGCAGCAGAAUACAGGGCUCAUUGCAAAUCGGAAUUACACGUCGUAAAUAACAAAUUGAUACUCAAGGGACUACCGCCAGUGUCACCACAAGAAUUUGCUGAACUUGAACUAUGUCGCAAAAAUUUGUCAAUGGACGAUUAA